GCUCGUCCGCUCGAUGGCCAACUCGGCGCUCCCUCGCUCUACCCUGCACAGGGUGGGCCCAGUCUCGUGCGGACUCUCGCACGUCUCCAACGCCAGUGUGCAACAUCUCGAUGUUGUCGCGCCCACGCCGCCGCCACAGGGCCACACCACCACCGGAAGAUCUCCCCCACUAGAAAGCUCACUCCAACAGCAUAGGGACUCGCCAUCGGCCGGCCGUCGGGACCAUGAUGAUGGCCGCCGCCUGGCCUCUCUCCGCCGUCGCGGCCUUCUCCCGGCCUCCCUCUCGCUGACCCUCCUCCUCGCCACCCUCGUACCGCCCUCCCCUUUUCCCCCAAACCCUGCUCCUCCGUCCCUGCUUCCUCCUCGCCGCGGUGCUCACGCCAUCUCUCCAUGUUGUGCGCGGGUGUCCAUCCUGGUGCUGAGCGCAGCGGCCGUCUUCUUCGAUCACAUCCGCAAGAUCGGAUGCAUGCACUCGCUGGAGAGGUCCACCAUCUUGGAUGCCUUCUUCGAGGACCCCAACUCGCUCAAGAAGGUUCUCUGUCCGUCGGUUUUUGAUCCUCCUAGGAAAUACAUUUCGUUGAUAGUUCCUGCCUACAGUGAGGAGCAUCGACUUCCUGAGGCUCUUACGGAAACACUCAAGGUGCCAACAUGCAGGCACUUCAAUUUCUUACUUAUGGAUGAAAGGUGGAAGCGAAGCCUUGUCCACAAUAAAUAAGAUAUGCUAGAAGACACCAUAUUUGUUGUUGUUCAUUAUCAACACAGCCCUUAAGAUUUUUUUUGCUUAACAAAAUUUUGACUAUUUUCUAAGUGAGCUUCUGUAUUUCUGUGCACAUUCAGAAAUGGAACCAAUAAAAGAGAUAAAUCUCAUGAAAUAAUUUCGGAAGCAGUCAACUCAGGUGGACAUGAUGGUAAUAAUAUUGAGACUGUGAUAACUUGUUUUUUUUUAUUUCAGAAAUCUAAACUAGAACUCUUAUGUUGUCUA
This is a messenger RNA of Sorghum bicolor (sorghum), 982 nucleotides long. RefSeq lists its product as uncharacterized. The transcript is spliced from 5 exons. NCBI's taxonomy places the organism in Eukaryota, Viridiplantae, Streptophyta, Magnoliopsida, Poales, Poaceae. Gene Ontology annotation, cellular component: endoplasmic reticulum membrane. The record is from RefSeq and is a predicted model, not a curated record. The coding region runs from base 14 to 715 and encodes 233 amino acids.